AGAGAAACGGAAAGAUGCAGAUUUUCGUCAAAACCCUAACCGGGAAGACCAUUACUCUCGAGGUUGAGAGCAGUGACACCAUUGACAAUGUCAAGGCUAAAAUUCAAGACAAGGAAGGUAUUCCACCGGAUCAGCAGCGAUUGAUCUUUGCCGGAAAGCAGCUUGAAGAUGGCCGAACUCUUGCUGACUAUAACAUCCAGAAAGAAUCAACUCUUCAUUUGGUGUUGAGGCUAAGAGGAGGAAUCAUUGAGCCCUCUUUGAUGGCUUUGGCUAGGAAAUACAACCAAGACAAGACCAUUUGCCGCAAGUGCUAUGCACGUUUGCACCCAAGGGCAGUAAACUGCAGGAAGAAGAAGUGUGGCCACAGCAACCAGUUGAGGCCAAAGAAGAAGAUCAAGUAGGUGCUAGCCCAGUUGUUCUAUGUGUUUGGUUUGGAAGUUUCUGCAUCAUUUCUAGUUAUUCUGUUUCUAAACUAUUGUAAGAAGUAAAACCAAAGGCUUUGUUGCUUAGUGGAGUGGUUUUAAUACUUUAGAUCUCUAAAGACAUUUGUAGUGUGGUGUAAUCCGGAUGUGCACUCGCAUUUUUGGUCAUGGAUUUAUAUUAUUGUUAUGUUUGCUAUCUGUUUACUACAUUCAGAAUUAAAUGGCUCUCUCUUGCCAGAGAUUCAAUGGUACCAUGUAUAUCUCUGUUGUUGAGUAGGGUUUUGUUUGAUUUAGGUGAGAAAUUUUGAUCAUUAUUUCAAAAACUUAAUUGGCUGUUUAUCGGGAUGUGAUGAGAGUCUACCAUAUAUAUAUCUAUUGAGGAAGGGAUUCAGUGGGUGGGAUAUAUUAUUAAUCUGUAAUACAUGAGAUCUUUGCC
This is a messenger RNA of Lactuca saligna, 858 nucleotides long. The record is from the annotation of a GenBank genome assembly. Lineage: Eukaryota; Viridiplantae; Streptophyta; Magnoliopsida; Asterales; Asteraceae.